GUUUGUACCUUUUGUUUAAUUAAAACCUCUUUUAUUUUAAAAUCUGCACUUGGGUCCUCCUUCAACUUUUCCCCGUCGUGACAACUACAGGUACUGCAGGACUCUAAGAAAACCUGGCAGUGGAAGCCGACUGGGAGCCUCCCCAGCUUGUUUAUAAGGAAGUGAGCUCGCCUGCACAACAGCAUACUUCCCUGUGUGUGUGUGCAGGCGAGAGUGUGAGCCAGAAUGAGAGCCUUCGUCCUGUUGGUGUGCCUGUCAGCGGGCUGCCUGGCUGAGAGGCCGCAGCAAUGCACAUCCCCGGAUCUGAUGACUGGAAUGCUCUCUGUGUCGAGCCAAAGUGAGAAGCUGACGGCAUUUGCCAAGUUCACAUACGAUGCUCUGGGUAAGCGCAUCCGCCUCAGAGAGUGUGGGGAGUACAACAAUAAGACCUUCCACCUGGAUGUGCUCCUGCUCUUCAAUCAGGGUGUUAUGUAUAAGAUCAACAACAAGGACCGCACAUGUUGCAAAAAGCAACUGAGUGCGGAGUUCCAUCCGCUGCAGAUCCCAAAGAACUCCACCCUGCUGGCACAGGUGGUGUUAGGAAGCUCAUCCGGUCCAGGACAGGGUGUACUGGUCAACACCUGGGCGGGGGAGAUGCAGCUAAAGAGGGGACGAGCAAAGUACAUGAGCACUGUCACCGAGUUUGGAUGCGUUCCAGUCAGCACUCUGUUUCAUACAGACAGAACAGGAUGGAUUGUGACCAGCUUCUUCAACAACGUCAUCGGGAUCACAGACCCUCAGAUUCUCAUCCCUCCAGCCUUCUGUCGGGGAGCUCGGCUGGAGAAAGAGGAUGGAGAGGAGCCAGAAAACUUCUUCAGCUUGUUUUAAAAUGUCAGCACAGUGCACUAUGAUGACGACAGUAUAUGACUCAUUGCACUUCUGUUAUUUUCAUUAGUCUUUUUCUUUGUUUUCAUAUAAGCAGGCAUUAGUACAGAGCCAAUAGUGAUCAAGCUGUCUGUGAGUCAAAGACUUGUCAUCUUGUAAUCAAUACAUUUGUUGGGGGUGUCAUAUUCUUUGUAUUUGUGUUUCUAUAAUAAAGUAAGAAUUUGACAAGUUAAUUCUUACCGGUUCAUGUGAAGUGAGAGAUGAUAUGCACUUUAUAACUGCACUUGAAAUCCAACACUAGGAAACAGUUCACUACAGCUGAAUGUUGAAUCUUUUGUUUAUUUCUAUCAUUAAAAUGAUUUCCCUGUUUU
This is a messenger RNA of Notolabrus celidotus (New Zealand spotty), 1235 nucleotides long. Its product is annotated as ependymin-like. Gene Ontology annotation, molecular function: calcium ion binding. The record is from RefSeq and is a predicted model, not a curated record. Gene Ontology annotation, biological process: cell-matrix adhesion. Bases 226 to 867 code for a protein of 213 amino acids. Gene Ontology annotation, cellular component: extracellular region; lysosome. Lineage: Eukaryota; Metazoa; Chordata; Actinopteri; Labriformes; Labridae. The transcript has 7 exons.